AUGGCUGCAAAUUCGAAAAAUGAGAGCUAUGAUCCAUCUACCGACCCUAAGAGGAAAGCUAAGUCAAAUGAUCCGGGAUGGAAGUAUGGUUUUUGGCCGGACUUGGCAAACAAAGAUUUAGUCGAAUGUUCACUUUGCCACAAACAAAUGCAUUCGGGAAUCAAAAGACUAAAACAAAACUUGGCGGCGGGUUACGGAGAUGUUGCUAAAUGCCCCAAAACAACUACGGAGAUUAUGAGGGAAAUGCAACAAUAUAUGCAAGGCACAUCAAGAAUGAAGAGAUCAAGGGUGGUCUUGGAUGAUAAUGUGGAUGAUGAUGUGCAAGAAUUGGCAAGGGAAGAAACACAACCAUCAUCUCACGAUUCCGUUACUUAUCCAAGUUCCGGGACGGCUAGUAAGAGAAAACAAACCAUUUUGAGAUUUGCAGAACCGCAACCGAGAGUAGGAAAACAAACUCAAUCAGUUGCAUCACUACUUAGAAAGACCCCUGAAAAAGUAGUUGAUGAGAGGCAUUCCAAGGGUCCUACUCAAAGAACAAUUGAGGCUUCUAAUUCAAGAAGCUUUGAAGUAAUGGUUGAAUCAAUUGGACAAUGGGGGUCAGGAUUGAAGCCUCCUAGCUUUCAUGAGUUACGAGUACCCCUCCUUUUGGACUCAAAGCAAGCGACUGAUAAGUUGAAAGAAAGACAUAAACUUGCUUGGAAGCAAUACGGGUGCACACUCAUGUCUGAUGGGUGGACCGAUAAGAGAGGUAGACAUUUGAUUAAUUUUCUUGUGAAUAGUCCCGAGGGGACUUUUUUCUUGGAGUCGGUUGAUGCAUCGAGUGAGUCACACGAUGCAAGAAUGUUACCUGGAUUGUUGGAGCAAAAAGUUGAAGAAGUUGGAAAAGAAAAUGUUGUUCAAAUAGUGACCGACAAUGGAGCAAACUAUAAAGCCGCGGGAAAACUUUUGGAGGAGAGGAUUCGGACAUUAUUUUGGACUCCUUGUGCAGCACACUGUCUUGACCUCAUGCUAGAGGACAUUGGGAAGAUGACAGAGUUCAAGUCCAAGAUUGCAAGUGGUAGAAAUAUUACCACUUUUAUUUAUAGACAUGGGCAAAUCCUUAGUGCCAUGAGAGAACAUACGGGUGGGCAAGAUCUUGUAAGAGCUGGAGCUACCCGAUUCGCCACAGCAUUCCUCACUUUACAGAGUUUGUACAAGCACAGAAAUGCUUUGAGAGCUCUAUUUGUUAGUGAUAAUUGGGUUCGCUCAAAAUUAUCCAACACCGAAGCGGGUAAAAAGGUGUGUGAGAUCGUGAUGUCGUAUAGAUUUUGGAUUGCGGUUGAGGAUUUCUUGAGAGCACCACAUCCCAUUUUGAGUGUGUUGAGGAUCGUUGAUGCUGAUAGUACUCCAGCUAUGCCCGAGUUUACGAUGGCUAUGUUGGCUGCUAAGAAAAAACUCAAUGAAUCAUUUGCAAGCAAGCCAAGGUUGUUGGGAAAGUUGAUGGCUAUUGUAGAACGGAGAUGGGAUGAUCAGAUGGGAGUGGAUUUAUAUGGAGCCGCCUUAUUUUUAAAUCCUUCUAAAUACUUUGACCUUAAGGCGACGGAUAGUACAUGUGCUCGUAAGCAACGAGCCAUGUUCAAUACAAUACUUCAUAAGAUGAUUGACGAUGAUGACUUGCAAACUUUGGAAUGCCAUUAG
Messenger RNA from Ipomoea nil (Japanese morning glory), 1677 nucleotides. RefSeq lists its product as uncharacterized. The coding region runs from base 1 to 1677 and encodes 558 amino acids. The record is from RefSeq and is a predicted model, not a curated record. The transcript has 3 exons. Lineage: Eukaryota; Viridiplantae; Streptophyta; Magnoliopsida; Solanales; Convolvulaceae.